CAGUUAAGAUCAUCGAUUCUGACGGCACAGUCAAGCCGGCAAGACUAAGCGUGAGGGAGGCUAUGGAACGUCCUAACGGUAGGAGGAUCGUGCUCAGGUUCAACAGUGCAAAGCAAGCAAUUGGAGACGAAGCUGGACUGUUGAAUGGCGUGCUUGGUCUGUUGGGAUCUGAAUAUGGAAAAUUUUCUAUCUGUGAGAAAAGUUGGCGUAAGAUUAUCACUAAAGACAAGGUUUAUAAUGAAUGCAUCAAGCAAAUUUUUCACUUUGAUGAAGAUAAUGAAAGAACUAUCAAGAAAUAUAUUUUGAAAAGUAUGGGGAAGUCUUGGAAGGAAGCAAGGCUGAGGUUGUACAAUACUUUUUACGAGACAACAUUUUCGACUGAAGAAAACAUUGAGCAACGUCUGCCGGAAAUUGAUCGAGAGCAUUGGAGAUGGUUCCUUAACUAUCGCGCCAAAGCUGAGACAAAGAGAAGUGUAGGAAAAACACGAUUAAUUGAUCAAAGCAACUAUAUACCUACACUGGUGGUUUGAAAAGCUUUGCACGGCGGAUAGAAGAAGAGUCGGAAGAACAAGGGAGAAGAGUCGGUAGAGGAAAGUUAUGGAUCAAAGUGCACAAAAAAAAAAGAUGGCUCCUAUAUCAAUGAUGAAGCAAGAUUAAUUGGUG
This is a messenger RNA of Arachis ipaensis, 663 nucleotides long. NCBI's taxonomy places the organism in Eukaryota, Viridiplantae, Streptophyta, Magnoliopsida, Fabales, Fabaceae. The record is from RefSeq and is a predicted model, not a curated record.